AUGGCCUAUUCCCAUGAAACUAUUCCCAGCUGCGAUGUAUAUGGCCCCGGGACAUUCAUGGACAAGAACGUUCUCCCAGUACCGGAAGAUGCCCGCCGCGUCUUCGAGAUCCUCGCCUCACGGACCCCAUGCUUCACAAAGAGCAGAUCUGCUUGGAACACCGUCCACUUCGAAGGUCGACCAGACCCAAUGAUUCCAGGGCCGAUCAAAUCCCCUGUCGUUGCUGCCGCCCUCCACGCCAUGGCCGGUCUGGUAGCCAAUGAGAUCCUCGAACUCCGUAAUGGAAGGCCGCUGGAAGAGAGCCGUGUAACGGUCGACACUGAUCAUGCUGCUAUUUGGCUCGCGUCAACUUUCACCACGUACAUUAACGGCUCCGACAUUUCGACACUUGCGCGCUCGCAAAAGCUGGCCACCCUCUUUAACCUGGAUUUUGAGCAAGGGUUUGGAAAAGGUAUUGCGGGUAGGACGACGGCAAUUUACCAGACGAAAGAUCCACGGGUCUGGUAUCAACUCCAUGGCUCGCUAGAUGCGAACAAGACGCUUGAGUCUAUGGGAAUCGACUCUUCGGUCACCUUUAGCUCGGCAAAGGAGUACUAUGAUUAUAUCCAAAAGCAUGUUUGCCAGUGGAGCCCCGAUGAGCUGGAAAUGCAUAAUCUACGCCAUGGCCUAUGCGGAAGUAUCUGCUAUUCCCCAGAGGGGUGGAGAAAAACAGAGUUCGGGAAGCGAUUAGCUAAACACCCUUUGGUCAACGUCACACAGGAGUCGUACGCCAAUCCUACACCACAAGUGCCGUUGCUAAAGGCUGCUGGCUCUGAUAGAAGACCCUUAGUGGGAAUUAAAGUCUUGGAGAUGGUGCGUAUCAUCGCGGGCCCUACAAUUGGUGUUACGUUAGCUUCGUAUGGGGCGGACGUUAUCAGAGUGAACUGUAGCAGACUGGCGGAUCUCAACGUUUUGCAACUCACCCUCAACGCUGGAAAACGGACCAUCGAUCUCGACAUCACAAAACAAGAGGAUAUGACGCGUAUCCAAGAGCUGCUCGCGGAAGCCGACAUAUUCAUCCAGGGGUUCCGCGCUGGAUCGCUAGAGAGACAGGGCCUCGGACUCCACGCGAUGCUAGAACUAGCAGCUAAGAGAAGCAAGGGAAUCAUAUACGUGGAUGAGAACUGCUACGGCCCCGAUGGAACAUUUGCAGAACGCCCUGGCUGGCAACAGAUUGGCGAUGCCGCAUCAGGCUCUUCCUAUGUCAUGGGAAGAUCACUUAGUCAUGAAGAAGGGAAAAGUGUGCUCCCUCCUCUCCCAGUAUCUGACAUGAUUACAGGCCUUGUUGGUGCCCUAGCAGCUAUGAUUGCAGUCAAGGAGCGCGCACUUAAAGGAGGAUCAUAUCAUGUUACGACGUCCCUAGUUGCUGCGGAUACCAUCGCGCUGGAAGAAGAGAUUGGCUUGUACCCGCCUGAGACUGUUCGUCAGACAGCAGAAUGGUUCGGGUUUGUCCCAUCUACCCCCGAUCAAUUUGUCUCGGAGAUUAUGAUCCAGGUUAUUGAUGGGUGGAAAAGAAGGCUUCCAGACUAUCUGAAUGAGGACUCGCCGUUGAUGACAGGGUUCGACGAGCAAGGGCCGUGGGGGAACCAGAAAGUGCUAAAACCUGUUGCUAGGCUUGGUGAUGGCAAGGCCACUCCGAAGUGGACUAGUCCUGCUGUGCCAUACUGCUAUCAUGACCGUAAUAUUAGCUGGCUGUAA
This is a messenger RNA of Pseudogymnoascus verrucosus, 1737 nucleotides long. RefSeq lists its product as uncharacterized. Lineage: Eukaryota; Fungi; Ascomycota; Leotiomycetes; Thelebolales; Thelebolaceae. Gene Ontology annotation, molecular function: catalytic activity. The coding region runs from base 1 to 1737 and encodes 578 amino acids. The transcript has 2 exons. The record is from RefSeq and is a predicted model, not a curated record.